AGAUCGGUUGGCCAUUUCUGGGUUUCUUUAGUAGCCGCCGCCGCAAGAAGAACCUUACGAGCUCCAGUCGGCGAGAUUUGCUUCUGCAGCGAAAAUGGGGUUCCAAAUGCAACCAUAUGGUAUUCAAUCGAUGCUCAAAGAAGGGCACAAACAUUUCUCCGGGCUCGACGAAGCAGUCCUCAAGAAUAUAGAUGCCUGCAAGCAGCUUUCCAACAUCACUCGAACUUCGCUCGGUCCUAAUGGCAUGAAUAAGAUGGUGAUUAAUCAUUUAGACAAGCUAUUUAUUACAAAUGAUGCUGCAACUAUUGUGAAUGAGCUUGAGAUUCAGCAUCCGGCGGCCAAGAUUUUAGUUCUAGCCGGAAAGGCUCAGCAGGAGGAAAUUGGGGAUGGAGCUAAUUUGACGGUAUCUUUUGCUGGGGAGCUUCUCCAAAAUGCAGAGGAGCUUAUCAGAAUGGGUCUGCAUCCUAGUGAAAUCAUCAGUGGAUACACAAAGGCUAUCAAUCAGACAGUUAAAAUAUUAGAGGAGUUGGUAGAGAAAGGUUCAGAAACAAUGGAUGUGCGUAAUAAGGAUCAAGCUGUUUCCCGGAUGAAAGCUGCUGUUGCUAGCAAGCAAUUUGGACUAGAAGAUAUUUUGUGCCCCUUAGUUGCUGAUGCAUGCAUCCAGGUGUGCCCCAAGAACCCAGCAAACUUUAAUGUGGAUAAUGUCCGUGUAGCAAAGCUUGUUGGAGGAGGUCUGCAUAAUUCUUCUGUUGUUCGGGGUAUGGUCCUGAAGACUGAUGCUGUUGGUUCAAUAAAGAGAGUGGAAAAAGCAAAGAUUGCUGUUUUUGUCCAAGGUGUUGAUACAUCUGCAACUGAAACAAAGGGUACUGUUCUAAUUCAUAGUGCUGAACAGCUGGAGAACUAUGCAAAAACAGAGGAAGCAAAAAUUGAGGAGCUUAUAAAAGCAGUUGUAGAUUCGGGGGCUAAAGUUAUUGUCAGUGGAGGAGCUGUUGGAGAUAUGGCAUUACAUUUCUGUGAGCGCUACAAACUCAUGGUCUUAAAGAUCAGCUCAAAGUUUGAAUUAAGACGUUUUUGCCGUACAACCGGCUCUGUUGCACUCCUCAAGCUUAGCCAACCCAGCCCUGAUGAGUUGGGAUUUGCUGAUUCUAUUUCAGUGGAGGAAAUUGGUGGUGUUCGGGUCACCAUUGUGAAAAAUGAAGAAGGUGGAAACUCGGUAUCAACUGUAGUAUUACGAGGAAGCACUGACAGUAUAUUAGACGAUCUUGAGAGGGCAGUUGAUGAUGGUGUAAAUACUUACAAGGCAAUGUGCAGGGACAGCCGGGUUGUUCCUGGGGCUGCAGCAACCGAAAUAGAGUUGGCAAGAAAACUAAAAGAGUUUUCUUUUAAAGAGAUAGGAUUGGAUCAGUAUGCUAUAGCCAAAUUUGCUGAAAGUUUCGAAAUGGUACCUAAAACUCUGGCUGAGAAUGCUGGGCUCAACGCAAUGGAGAUUAUUUCUACCCUAUAUGCUGAGCAUGCAGCUGGAAACACCAAAGUUGGAAUUGGCUUGGAGGAAGGUGUCUGUAAUGAUGCUACAGCUAUGAAUAUUUGGGACCUCUAUGUCACCAAGUUCUUUGCUCUUAAAUAUGCUGCGGAUGCUGCCUGCACAGUUCUUCGGGUAGACCAGAUUAUAAUGUCAAAACCAGCAGGUGGCCCAAAGAGAGAUCCAGCUGCAGGGAUGGAUGAGGAUUAGCUUCCCCGAUAGUGGUUUAAUUCAAUGGUUGCGACAGUAAUUUUACAGGCAUGUUCUCUGUCCUGGGUGAGGGAUCCUCUAGUUUCCUUUUUUUUGAGUCCUAACAUGUGGCAGAAAGUUUUGAUUGCAUGAUAGAAAAAGGAUGAACUUCCUUGCGAACACCACUUUGUGAAUUGUUUUGAUGAGAAUUGGUGUUCUGCAACUCCAUGUAUGCCUCGUCAUUCGUGUAAUUUACAGUCAUGACUUCAGUUGCAGUGAGAUUUAUGUUUA
Messenger RNA from Telopea speciosissima, 1999 nucleotides. Its product is annotated as T-complex protein 1 subunit theta-like. Gene Ontology annotation, biological process: protein folding. Lineage: Eukaryota; Viridiplantae; Streptophyta; Magnoliopsida; Proteales; Proteaceae. The record is from RefSeq and is a predicted model, not a curated record. The transcript has 13 exons. Bases 95 to 1729 code for a protein of 544 amino acids. Gene Ontology annotation, cellular component: chaperonin-containing T-complex. Gene Ontology annotation, molecular function: ATP-dependent protein folding chaperone; ATP hydrolysis activity; ATP binding.